AUGCUACUGCUGGGCCUUUGUUUAGGUGUUUGUCUCGAACGAAACUUUGUGGCCCUUUGGUCACCUCGCGGAGACUUCACCGGCUCCCAGAGUCGUCCAUCGAGUCCAACCCGACACGCCAGGUGUCGCCUUGGCCAAACGGCCCGUUCGGCCACGUUAGUUGGGAAUGAAGCACCCCUUUACCAUGGCAACAGCAAAUUUAAAGCAAUCGUUGAUGAAGACAUUGAAAGCAUGAGCCUUCGAGAAUUCGCCAACGGUGGCUAUACUGUGCUCUUUUUCUACCCAUUGGAUUUCACCUUUGUGUGUCCCACCGAGAUUAUCGCCUUUUCGGAUCGAUUUGAGGAGUUUAAGUCCCGGAAUACCCAGGUCUUAGGAGUUUCAGUGGAUAGCGAGUUUUCGCAUCUGGCCUGGAUUCAGAUGUCCCGUGACGAGGGUGGCCUUGGGGGCUUGGAAUAUCCCCUGAUUUCCGACUUUCAUCGGGAGUUAGCCAAGUCCUACGGCAUCCUCAGUCCUGAUGGAGUGGCAUAUCGUGCCUUGUUCAUCAUCGACAAGGAGGGAGUGGUGCAGCAUGCCACCGUGAACAACAUGGCCUUUGGGCGAAAUGUGGAUGAAGUGCUUCGAGUCUUAGAUGCCAUUCAAUACGUUCAGGAAAACCCUGACGAGGUCUGCCCUGCGGGUUGGCAACCCGGCGACAAGACCAUGAGACCAGACUUCGACGGGAAGCGCGAAUACUUUCAAGAUGAGUGA
Molecule: messenger RNA, 747 nt
Organism: Cladocopium goreaui
Lineage: Eukaryota; Dinophyceae; Suessiales; Symbiodiniaceae
Source: the annotation of a GenBank genome assembly